Megalops cyprinoides (Indo-Pacific tarpon) is the source of this 1610-nucleotide messenger RNA. RefSeq names its product arylacetamide deacetylase-like. Lineage: Eukaryota; Metazoa; Chordata; Actinopteri; Elopiformes; Megalopidae. Gene Ontology annotation, cellular component: membrane. Gene Ontology annotation, molecular function: carboxylic ester hydrolase activity. The transcript has 5 exons. The coding region runs from base 300 to 1520 and encodes 406 amino acids. The record is from RefSeq and is a predicted model, not a curated record.
AUCCUUCUUCACUUAAUUACUUUUAUUAUUAAUUUUUCUAUUUGCACCGUUACUUCUACGCAAAGGACGAUGGUACAGUAGCGCCGACUGUAAGGGGGCUGCGAAUGCCUUGGUGAAAAGCUCUGAUCAUGCUUGCCCAUAACGAUCAGAUGACAGUAACACGUGCUGUCAUAUCUUAUUGGCUCUGUUCCAAAAUUAAUACCAGAUUACACUUUGCCCCGACUGAAGUGACUUGUUAAUAAGAAAAGCUGACAGAGGGUUUGUUUCUGCACUUUGAAAUUAACAACAUUUGUGUAAAAAUGAGAUCAAAGGGCAUAUUUUUAUUGUUGGUGUUUAGCGCGUUAACUGCAUAUUACGUUUACUCACCUAUUCCGGAUGAGAUUGAAGAGAGAUGGAAGUUGAUGAUCACUGACUGCUUUUUCAGAAGUCUCAGCCAUCUGGCAGACUUUAGUGAGUUGCUGGGGCUGAAGGACUACAUGGGGGUGAUGAUGUUCAUCACGAUUGCGGAGGGCGUGGUUCCCGUGUCAGACGAGCGUGUGCGUGUGACAGAGGAGGUGUUUGAUGGCGUUGGCGUGGUGGUGUAUGAGCCGGGCCAGCAGGGUGGUGAUGGGGAGCUGAGGAGGGCGGUUGUGUACCUGCACGGGGGAGGCUGGUGUUUGGGGAGCUCCAGAAUGGGACCCUAUGAUCUUCUCGCCAGGCAAUUGGUCAGCGAACUUAACGCCGUUGUUAUAUCUGUGGAGUACCGCUUGGCCCCAGAGCAUCACUUUCCUGUCCCAUUUGAAGAUGUGUACCGUGUGAUUAAGCACUUCCUUCAAAGGCAGGUUUUGGCUAAGUACUCCGUGGACCCAGGUCGCAUCGCUGUGUCGGGGGACAGUGCUGGGGGCAAUCUGGCGGCUGCUGUCACUCAACAGCUGCAGCAGGACCCUGAGCAGCAGGUAGCCCUGAAGGCCCAGGCUCUGCUGUACCCCGUCCUGCAGGCGCUGGACCUCAACACCCCUUCCUACCAGCAGAACCAGGAAAUGCCCAUCCUGCCCAAGACUCUUAUGGUGCGCUUCUGGAGCGAGUACUUCACCAGCGACAAGUCCCUGUUCCACGCCAUGAUGUCCAACUCUCACAACAGCCUGGAGUCUGUCGGCCUGCUGAAGUUCGUCAACUGGAGCGCGUUUCUGCCCGAGAGCUUCCGUAGCCCGUACAAUUACAGUGCCCCCGCGGCAGAGAGUUUGGAUCCAUCCCGUACCAUCGCGGCCAUCAUCGACCCUCGGGCCUCCCCGCUGCUGGUUCCGGACUCCAUGCUGCACGCUCUGCCCAAGGCCUACGUCCUGACGUGCGAGUACGACGUGCUGCGAGACGAUGGGCUGAUGUACGUCACGCGCCUGCGGAGGGCAGGCGUCGACGUCACGCACGAACACUACAGCACUGGCUUCCACGGCGCGCUGAUGUUCACCAUGUGGCCGACCGACUUCCAGAUUGGGCACAAGAUGAAGGACAACUAUAUCCAUUGGCUAAAGCAAAAUUUAUAGUCUACUGCCCAUUCCUGUUACUCAUGGCAACUUGCCAGGUCUGUAGGUGCACAUUUUUGCUUUGUUUUUGACUUACUGAUUUGUUUUCAU